GAUAAAGCAUUAUUACUAGAAAUAUAAUUUAGCUUUGGAACUAGAACCAAUAGUCUAAUCCCUCAUAGACCAGAGGCUCCAAAUAGAGUGGCUUCUCCUUGUUCGCUACCCACAACUAUUUAUCAGUGGCCAUAGUGGCCACAAUUUCAACGAACACAGACAAAGCAAAUUUUUGGCUUCUUUCAUUUCAGAUUCUGAGUUCUGAUACAGCACAACAGCCCUCACAUCAAGGAUCCUUUUCUUUCUUGUAGCUUUCUGAGUUAAUGGCGUCAGCCCUUUUCACUAGAACUUUAUGUGGUUGCAGCUUUGUUCACUUCUCACCCUUCAAGCCCCAAAUUUUAAGUUCAUUUCUCAAUAAGAGACUAAUGUACUCACAGCUGGACCCUAAGUAUCUAGCAUACAAGGCAUCAUCUAUCCAGACUCCGCGUGUUAUGGCUUCCUCAAUAGUUGGCACAAGGACUAAUUAUUCGACAUUUUCUGUGUCCCCUAAUGAACCUGUUGUUUCUGUCAAUUGGCUACAUGCCAAUCUCAGGGAACCUGAUUUGAAGAUUUUGGAUGCAUCUUGGUACAUGCCAGAUGAGCAGAGGAAUCCUAUUCAAGAGUAUCAGGUGGCUCAUAUUCCUGGUGCCCUAUUCUUUGAUGUGGAUGGAAUAGUGGAUCGAACUUCUAAUUUGCCACACAUGCUGCCAUCGGAGGAAGCUUUUGCUGCUGCUGCAUCUGCUCUUGGCAUCCAUAAUAAGGACGGGGUGGUUGUUUAUGAUGGGAAGGGACUUUUUAGCGCAGCUCGUGUCUGGUGGAUGUUUCGAGUCUUUGGGCAUGAUAGAAUCUGGGUGUUAGAUGGAGGCCUUCCAAGAUGGCGUGCUUCUGGAUUUGAUGUUGAAUCAAGUGCUUCUGGGGAUGCUGUUUUGAAAGCCAGUGCUGCUAAUGAGGCAAUAGAGAAAGUAUAUCAGGGACAGGCAGUUGAGCCAAUCACAUUUGAGAUGAAGUUUCAGCCACAUCUUGUCUGGACACUUGAGCAGGUUAAAAGAAAUAUUGAGGAAAAAGCUUACCAACACAUAGAUGCCCGUUCAAAGGCCAGGUUUGAUGGAGCUGUACCAGAACCUCGUAAGGGAAUAAGAAGUGGUCAUGUCCCUGGAAGCAAGUGUGUUCCCUUUCCCCAGAUGUUGGAUGCUUCUCAGACACUCUUACCUGCUGAUGAGCUUAAGAAACGAUUCGAGCAAGAAGGCGUUUCACUGGAUAAACCUGUUGUAACUUCAUGUGGCACUGGUGUAACUGCUUGCGUCCUUGCAUUGGGUUUGCAUAGACUCGGGAAACCUGAUGUUGCCAUCUAUGAUGGAUCAUGGACUGAAUGGGGAGGUCAUCCGGACACACCUGUUGACACAUCUUCAUAAAAUGGUACUGCAAUACCAUCAGUAGGUUGGCAGUAGCAUGCACAACUGACCCAAUUGUCAAGCCUGAUCAAAUACGCAGAUUGCAGCACAAAGGCAAUAUCUAAAACGAUUUUGUCAUAUUUCUUUUUUGUGUUAAGUAUGAAAAAUGUGAUCCCCGUGGUCAGAAACAUAGGUGAAUUCUCAAAAAAGGUACAUCUUCAAUGUUUUUUGAGUCUGUUGAUUAGAAAUAAGUUAAAUGUAAGCCUAAAUUUCUUGAAAGAAGGCACAGUUCUUUAUUUAUCUCUAUGCAAAUGGUACCGGCAAAAGGGCAGUCCCGAUUAA
Messenger RNA from Mangifera indica (mango), 1712 nucleotides. RefSeq names its product thiosulfate/3-mercaptopyruvate sulfurtransferase 1, mitochondrial. The record is from RefSeq and is a predicted model, not a curated record. Gene Ontology annotation, biological process: transsulfuration. The coding region runs from base 264 to 1391 and encodes 375 amino acids. The transcript has 12 exons. NCBI's taxonomy places the organism in Eukaryota, Viridiplantae, Streptophyta, Magnoliopsida, Sapindales, Anacardiaceae. Gene Ontology annotation, cellular component: mitochondrion. Gene Ontology annotation, molecular function: thiosulfate-cyanide sulfurtransferase activity.